This is a messenger RNA of Sphaeroforma arctica JP610, 681 nucleotides long. RefSeq lists its product as hypothetical. Lineage: Eukaryota; Ichthyosporea; Ichthyophonida. The transcript is spliced from 2 exons. The record is from RefSeq and is a predicted model, not a curated record. Bases 1 to 681 code for a protein of 226 amino acids.
AUGAUUAUUGAUAGGCUCAGGCCUCAUGCGGUAGACUAUCUGUUAAAGAAGUUUCUCAAUGACAUGCAGAACAAGACACUGAACGUUGAAGGGCGCACAGAGCGUGCGCAGAAGACAAUGAAGAUGCUAGAGGAGCGUUGCCGCAACUCAGACAAAGAACCCAUACACUUUCAACUUCUCAAAGUCCAAAGAUACCAAGCACUAAUGUAUUACGGACAACAAGUGCAAGUGGAUGCUCUCAUCAAGGCAGAUAUACAACCUGAUGGGAGUGAGGGUCACUUAUCGGAUAUCGAUACUAAGUUUCACACUAUGACUGAGUCAAAUAUAAGAGCGGCAUCCAAACUAAGAGAGCAGCGCAAGCGACACAAUGCACAGGCAACCAACCACGGCCAGGCUCAGAGUAGAACUACCACUACAAACAAGCGGCACAAACCGGACAACGGUGUACCCAAUCAAACUAAGCCAACAGGACAGACACAAGAGAAGAAAGGGGCGCGUGAGAAGCGUGCAUGUCUUUAUUGUAAGGAGAUGCCGGCCCCACAUCGGUUCAGUCUAUGUCCCAAGAAGGCUACGAAUCAGGCCAAGCAGGCUGAUGAGCAAGUCAAGAAGGAUGUGCAAAUAGCAAGACUGUCCAUCACAUCCGGCAAGGUAGAUGGUGUCACAGAGGGUGAUGAACUCUGA